AUGAGCAUCGUAUACAAUCCGGUGAGGUUUUGCUAACAGAAUUCUCAUUUUUCGUUCCUUAAGAAAGUACCUCAAGAUAUUCGACUUCACGCUUUGGUCACACCUGGCACUCAUUUUUCCUUUUGUGGAAAGUGUUUUGACAAGUUCCUUAAAAAAUAAAUUUCUCUUAAUUUUUCUAAUUUUCAGGAACUUCUCCUUCUCUCUGUCGGCUUCUGGCGGAGUCGUUCUUAAAGUGGAUUUUAAUAUGGAGACCGAUAAACUCAUUCGAGCGAAGUCUCAAAUUGGCGAGAACUGGACUAGAGAAGUUACUCUGUCAAUGGACUAAACAAAAUUUUUUUUAAAGGUACGAGCGAGAAAUCCAGUAAAAGCAAAUGAAUCGUUCUCUCUGCACAUAAUUGUGAUGGAAAAUUCUUUUUCGGUAUUUUACACAGAGCAAAUUAAAAAAAAAACUUUAUUCAGAUUGAAGUGAACGGACAGCACCUUUUUGACUACAAACAUCAAGUUCCUGCUUCAGAAAUCAAUAUGAUCACUCUGUUCAACCACAUGAACAUAGAAAGCUUAUCGGUUGCUCGUAACUGA
This is a messenger RNA of Caenorhabditis auriculariae, 579 nucleotides long. Lineage: Eukaryota; Metazoa; Nematoda; Chromadorea; Rhabditida; Rhabditidae. The record is from the annotation of a GenBank genome assembly.